GUUGCCCUGAUUUGGAAAUUCUCGCUGAUAAGGACAACUAGCGUUUUCGAUCGCUCAGACUUCAGAAGCCUCUGCUGUUUACUUCUAACUGCGCUGUAGGCCCCCCAGUGACUGUGAUCUGAAGGUUCACAUUCCCUGCCGACUGCAGCUAUGUCGCAAAAACGGCAAAAUACAGCAUCAUCAUCAUCAUCGGACGCGGAAAGUCGCACCAAGGUGGCGAAGGUUGGCGACUAUGCAAAGCAUCUGCUGCUCUGUAAAGACACUAGCGAUGUUCGGUUCCGAGUGGGCCGUGAUUAUGGCGCAGUGAAGAUUUUUCCAGCCCACAGGGUCAUAAUGGGGCGCAGCCCUGUAUUCCAUACGAUGUUCUAUGGAAGUCUGCCCGAAACGCGCAAAGGUCAAAUCACCAUUCCCGACGUUCUUCCCGAAGCCUUCUCUAACAUGCUCAGCUAUAUCUACACCGAUUCCGUGGAGACCCUCUCCAAGGAUAAUGUUUUCCCCACACUUGGCUGCGCGGACAAGUACGAUCUACCAUUAUUGGUAGCCAUGUGUACUGACUUCGUCCUGAAGGACCUCAACAUCCAUAACUGCCUGGAUAUUCUGGAUGACGCGGUCCAUUACGAUAGCGUUGCGCCGAGUAUCCUGGAGAAAUGCUUAUCCCUCAUUGAUGAAUCACCAAAAUUAAUCUGGGAAUCGGAGCAGUUCAAUGCGAUUGGAGAGGUGGCACUGCGCAUCAUUCUCCAGCGGGACACGUUGACCGCCAAUGAAGAUAUAAUUUGCUCGUCGGUUGAUAAGUGGGCGGCAAACAUGUGCACACAGAGGAAUUUGGACGCUUCCGCCGCCAAUCGGCGUAAGAUACUGGGCCAGACGCUGCUUCUCGUUCGCUUUCCGCUCCUGACUAAUUACAAACUGGUGGAUGGGCCUGUCAGGAGCGGUUUGUUGCUGCCAGCGGAAGAACUAGACAUCUUCCAUUACAAGUACGGUACCAUCAAACCCCAGCUGCCGUUCCGCACGGAGCCCCGACAAAAUUCCCGCGCUAAUAGCCUUAUUAGCCUUACGAUUCCGGAUGUCAGGAAGCUGCCGAAGACGUACUUGGCUAGUGCUCCCAUUACGGUUAGGGGCCUGCUCUGGUGCAUCUACAUCAAACAGGAAACAGACGAUGCGUCUCCGACUUUGGGCUACUAUUUGAUUUGUACCAGCCGCCCGCAAUCGGCAACAUGGAACUGUCAAAUUCAUGCAGAACUGCGCCUACUGCCAUGGAAAAAGGAAACGGCACCAGUCAAGAGAACGCUUGCCCAUCUGUUUUGCCAGGGAAUUUCUAACUGGGGAUUCCCGAAAUAUAUCUCUGCGGCGGAAUUGUUGGAUCCGGCGAACGGCUACGUCAACCCUGCUGACUUCUCCUUGAAACUGCAAAUCGAAAUGACUGCUGAACUUCCUACUGGAAUGAUGUGAAAUGAUGACCCCGCGUACAUGUUAAAUAGAUUGGCGGUUUUAAUUAAUUAUUAUUACUAUUAUUUAUUCUUAUUACUACGGCACAAGAGCAGACAGAGUUCCGAGUAUUCUCAUGUGUCCCGAAAUGGAGUUAUCGUUUUCGUAGUUUAGGCGAAUUUCGAACCAGUUCUUCUUGCCAGUUCGAUUGUUAGUCGUUUGUUAUCUGAUUAGAUACUGGAUGUUUUAGUCGUUGAGUCGACAGAAUAAGUUUGAAUUACAGAUUAUUGCGUUUUUGA
Paramacrobiotus metropolitanus is the source of this 1724-nucleotide messenger RNA. RefSeq names its product BTB/POZ domain-containing protein 3-like. The transcript has 10 exons. NCBI's taxonomy places the organism in Eukaryota, Metazoa, Tardigrada, Eutardigrada, Parachela, Macrobiotidae. The coding region runs from base 151 to 1449 and encodes 432 amino acids. Gene Ontology annotation, molecular function: protein binding. The record is from RefSeq and is a predicted model, not a curated record.